CUCAAAAUGAUUGUCCAUGCAAACAGAACAUAAACAUGGAUGACGAUGCAGAUAUUGCCGUUGUUGGCAUAGGAUGCAAUUUCCCUGGAGGUGAGGGACUUGAGAACUUCUGGAGGGUCCUUCUUCAUGGAAAGAACUGUGUCAUUCAAAUACCAAUUGAAAGAUUUGACCUCACUCAAUGGUAUGAUUCAGAUGAAAGUAAACCAGGAAAGACAUACACAGCAAAAGCAGCACUUAUUGAUGGUUUAAAUGAGUUUGACCACAAGUUCUUUGGCAUCACUGAAGCUGAAUCAUCCAAUAUGGACCCUCAGCAUAAACUUUUGCUACAGUGCACGUACAGAGCCCUAGAGAACACUGGGAUACCAAUGGAAAAGGCCAGUGGAACAAGUACAGGAGUGUUUUUGGGUUUGAUGAACAGAGACUUUGAGGUGGGCUCAGCGAGAAUUAACCCGAAACAAAUAGAUCACUCCUACAGUACUGGCAUAGCAAUGAGCAUAGCUGCCAACCGCAUCUCCUACACAUUUAACUUUACUGGUCCUUCACUGUCCAUUGACUGUGCCUGCUCCUCAUCACUUGUUGCCCUUCACUUUGCUUGUCAGGCCAUAAAACAAGGUGACUGUGAAAUGGCUGUGUGUGGAGGUGUGACCUGCAUAUUGGAGCCAACAGUGUUUGUGGCUCUAUCCAAGGCAAAGAUGAUAUCCCCUGAAGGUACCAGUAAACCUUUCAGUAGAAAAGCAGAUGGAUAUGGGAGAGGAGAAGGCUGUGGGGUUGUUGUUCUAAAGCCUCUGAAAAAGGCUCUUCAAGACCACAAUCAUAUCUGGGGCAUCAUUAGCAAAACAGCAGUAAAUCAAGAUGGCCACACUGUUAGCCCUAUAACCAAACCAUCCAUGAUACAGCAAGAGGAGCUACUUAGAAAAAUCUACUCAACAGACACUGAACUGACUAGUGUCCAGUACAUUGAGGCUCAUGGGACAGGGACUCCAGUUGGAGAUCCAGUUGAGGCAGGUAGUAUUUCGAAAGUCAUUGCCAAAGCAAGACUUCGUGAAUCUGGACCACUCCUCAUUGGUUCUGUUAAGAGCAACAUUGGACACACAGAAUCUGCAGCAGGUAUUGCCGGACUUAUAAAGAUUCUCUUGAUGAUGAAGCAUGAAACAUUUGUGCCCUCAGUGUUCUACUCAGAAGAUGACUCCAGCAUAGACACUAAAUCUCUCAACCUAAAAAUUCCCACCACAGCAGAGAAAUGGCUCACUGAUAAUACUGUGAGAACCGCUGGAGUCAAUAAUUUUGGGUUUGGUGGAACAAACGCACACGCAGUAGUCAGACAGUGUGUGCAGUCAAAGAGAACAAGAAAUCAGAUUAUUAAAUCACAUCAGUUCUUUGUGCUUUCUGCAGCCUCUGAAAAAUCACUCAAAAUGAUGAUGGAAGAUACUGCAGAACAGAUUAGUGUUGGGACUAUAACAGAUCUACAAUCUUUACUGUUCACAUCUGCCUGUAGAAGAAGUCAUCUGAAACACAAAUACAGGAAAGUUUUUCAGACAUCGUCCUUGACAGACCUGAAAGAGACACUUACUGCUGCCGUACAGAAAAAGCUUGCCCCUUCAAAGACAGACUCCAAGUUAGUCUUUGUGUUUUGUGGUAAUGGUUUAACUUAUCCUGGUAUGUGCAAGCAGCUCCUAAAACAAGAACCUGUUUUUAGGGAAGUUGUGGAGAAGAUCGAAACCCUGAUGCAAAGCUAUACAAGUUUCAACCUGAUUGAGAAGUUAGAAAGUAAAUCUGAUGACUUCACUGAUCCAAAAGAUGUCCAGCCUCUCCUGUUUGCUAUUCAGGUUGCGAUUACUAGCCUCCUAAAGCACUGGGGCAUCACUCCUGAUGCUGUUCUUGGGCACUCAAUUGGAGAGGUUGCUGCAGCUAAUUGUUCUGGUUUGUUGUCACUCGAGGAUGCAGUCAAAGUCAUCCACUAUCGCAGUUCAUUGCAAAGCACAGUAAAAGGAGGGAAAAUGCUGGUUGUCAGUAAUAUGGCUGUUUCUGAAAUCAUGAAACUUCUUCCAUCUUAUUCAGGAAGAGUUUGUCUGGCUGCUUACAACAGCCCACAGUCAUGUACCCUCUCAGGAGAUGCAGAUGACAUUGACAGAUUGCAUGAAUAUUUAAGCAACUCAGCCAGUGCAAACAAUCUCUUCCUUCGCAUUCUGGAUGUCCCUGCUGCCUAUCACAGCCACAUGAUGGAUCCCAUUGUAUCUAGAGUAAAAGAGAAUAUAGCCUCAUUACAGGGACAAAAUCUGGUGACAGAAUUGUUCUCAACAGUGACCGGUGAAAGUCUGUGCUCCUCAGAUUUUAUUACUGGUGAAUACUGGGCAAGAAAUAUCAGGGAGCCAGUUGUAUUUGAACAAGCUGUAAGGUCAGCAGCUAAAAACAGAAGGAAUGUGAUCUUUGUUGAGAUUGGCCCAAGAAGAUCUUUGCAGAGGUACAUCACAGAGACUCUGGGAAAUGAUGUCAAUGUUCUUCCCUCAGUGCAGCCAGAUAAGGAUCACGAUACAAUGCUUGCUAUUGUAUCCAAAUUGUUUGAGCUUGGAGUCCAAGUGGAUUGGGGAAUGUUUUACAAAGGAUGUGAGACUGAACCAAUUCCUCACCCACGCUAUCAGUUUGAUAAUGUGAAGAAAGAUGUCUUCUCCUCUGAUCUCCAGUUGGCUGGUCCUACCAGCAACCACCCAGUAGUGACACAAAUGAGUUCAGACAGCUCCGUUUUCAGCUGUGAUUUAUUAUCUGACUCAGUGGCCUACCUCCAGGACCACAAACAUAAUGGUGUUGCCAUCCUUCCUGGUGCAUUGUAUGCUGAAUUGGGCAUAGCAACCUUCAUGGUGUAUGCAAAACCAAGAGUCCCACUCAGUUCUCUGCAACUCAACGUCACAUUCCAGAGUCCUUUCAUUUUCACACAGAAUGCCCCAAAAAUGCAAGUUAAAUUGGAUCCAUCAGACAAUUUAGCAGAGAACACAUGCAAUUUCAAAGUACAGUCUAAUUCUGGAGUCUAUGCAUUUGGCAGUGUAGAAGCAAAGCCAGGUAGAUUGCCUGAAGUGCAGACCAUGGCAUUGGACUGUAUUUUCAAACGAUGCACAUGUCUCAUCACUACAGAAGAGCUUUACAAACAUCUUAGUCAGACAGGACUUGAGUACGGUUCUGUCUUCAGAAAUAAAUCUGAUGUUUAUUGUGGUGAAGAAUUCAGAGAGUGCAUAUCUGUUUUAAGGAUCCCAGAAGAAUUACUUCUUAAUUUACAUGACUAUUACGUUCACCCUGUUGUCUUGGAUUAUGUCAUGCAGCUUAUUCCCGGAACUAUGGUGGGCAAGCUUUCAGCAAGACCUCAAUUUCCUGCACAAAUAGGUAGCUUGACUGUAUUUGAACCAUUUCAAGAGGAGAUGGUUGUGUAUUUGAAAGCAAUACAUGAGGGGGAAGAUAAUUUUGAAAUCUGUGGCUGCUUAACCAACAAACAAGGCAAGGUUUUGGUUGAGCUCAGUAAUGUGAAGAUCAGAAUGCUGGGAAGUCGUUCUUAUGUUGUCGAUGAAUACUUCUUCCACCACAACUUCAGCAUCACGGCUGAAGAUGCCACCUUGAAUACAUCAAUCAAGGCACUUGUCUUUUCUGAUGAGGUAGGGAUUUCCAAAGCUUUGCAACAGUACUUACACCGUGCGUCAAGAUAUAUUCCAUCAUCAAAUAGCAAUACACUGUCGGAAUGUGGACCUGAAUUUCUUUUGUCAAAGCUGAAAAUUUCAAAUGUAACGAAAAAUUUCCAGGAAAUUUUGUUCAUGUGGGGUGAUGCAGACCUAACUUCUCUCAAAUCAGAAAAUGUCUUGGACAUCAUGGCAGGUUGUUGUGAGAUUUUCAGAAAGAUUGUUGGAUAUCUCAAGGCUAAUCAUUUCCCAGGUGCUAUCAGAGUAAUAACUUAUAGGUCCUCUGAGAGUUUAGUGGAUCACAUCAGUCCUGGGUUUGUUCUACUAGGCAUGAUAAGAGCAUGUGCAGCUGAGUUGUCAGAACUAUCAUUUCAGCUGAUUGACUUGGGCUCUAUUUCAUCUGAAGAUAUCAAAGCAUUGGCUCAGGUCCUCAGAACACACCCCUGUAGCAAGUAUCCAGAGCUGGUAGUGAAAGAGGGCACAAUUCUCAAACCUGAAAUCAUCCACACACCAUUGCCAAACAUGGAGAGCAUAUCAAAAAGUGUCCACAUGAUGCACAAUGAAGUCUUCACCUUGCAAACAUCUGAUCCAUAUGAAAUAACAAAUUUAUCAGCUACACAAGUGGACAAUUCCGGUGAACCAAUUCGGGGAAAAAACAUUGAAGUUAAACUCAGUAAAAUUUGUGUGCAUUCAUCAGACUACUUUCCUGUCAGUACCUCUGAGUUCACUUAUGGCAAGACAAUGUAUUGGAACAAGCACACAAAUCGAAACCACAAACUUCUAGCCCUUGAUUUCAAUGGGAUUGUCACAGAUGUGGGUAAAGAUGUGAACAAAUUGAAAGUUGGUGACCAGAUUGCUUGUUGUUAUCCUGUGGCUGCCACCUCCAAAGUUGUUCUCCCAGAAUCUGUUUGCUACAAAACAAAAAGGCUUACAUUCUUGAAGGACAACCCCUGUAUAUCUUAUAUGGUAUUGGCCUGGGAGGUUCUGCAUGAGAUUUUACCCAAAGCCAAAAAUCAGAGGAAAUUGGCCAUUUUCUCAACUGUUCCUGACUCCUGUUUGAUGAAGGUCUUUACUACUGCUGCAAACAGAUCAGGUUGGAUUGUCAGAGUGAGCACACUGGCAGAUCAGCUUGCUUGUGAUCUUAAUGAGGUGGAAGGAGCUGUCUUUCUUCCUCCAUUUAAUGAGAAGAUCAUUGAAACAGUCAGCAAAGUUACAGUCAUCAAAGAUGUUGUUCUUGUCUGUGACAACUUGCCAGAGUUUCAAAUCAAUCCAAAAACUUUUAGACAUACCAAUGAUGAAGUCCACGUACAUUACCUCUUCAUGUCUCAAAUAAUACAGAAAUGGUCUCUGCGUAUUAAGAUGCCAAAAGUCUACCGCUGGCUGAAAUCCAUGCAUUUGGACAGAAAGUCUUUAGAUUUAAACACAACAAAUUUUCAAGGAAGGAAAUCUGAAGACAUUGAACUUCUCUUUGUAAAAGAGUCUGAUUCAUACUUCACAAGCCAGAUUCUACCCAUCAUAAUCCUGAACAAUGAUUACAAAGACCAGCUGUCAGAUAUUCCACUUUUGGCCAAACAAAGACUUUUCCAGAAAAAUUCAGUCUAUAUCGUCACAGGUGGUCUGACAGGGCUGGGCUAUGAGACGGUGAAGUUCAUUGCUCAGAAAGGCGGAGGAAACAUUGUCAUUUUUUCAAGGAGCAAUCCAAAUCCUCAAAUUCAGCAAGAAUGUCAGAAUGUCGGUGAUCGUUCUGGUUCUGUCAUUAAGUGGCUACAGUGUGAUGUUUCCGUAUCAGAACAAGUUGAACAGGCAAUUGUUCACGUUGGAAAACUUUUUCCAUCGAGUCCAGUCAAAGGAAUCUUUCACAGUGCAGUUGUCCUGCAUGAUGGGCUCAUCGAAAGUCUUGACAAAUCUCUUUAUGAAAAAGUAAUGAGACCAAAAGUUAAUGGAGUGAUUAACCUUCACCGUGCUACUAAACACUGUCAUCUGGAUUACUUUGUAUGCUAUUCCUCAAUCUCUGCCUUCAUUGGCAAUGCAUCACAGACAAACUAUGCAGCUGCUAAUACAUUCAUGGACACUUUCUGCCAAUACCGCAGAAACAUGGGACUUUCAGGACAGUCAAUCAACUGGGGGGCUUUAAAUCUUGGCCUCCUGUUGAACAAAGUGCAUUUCCAAAGAUUUCUUGAGGCAAAGGGAAUCAUGCUACUGGAAGUCCCAGAAAUUCUUGAAAGUCUUGAGCAAUGCCUCAUAAUCAACAAACCUCAACAGGUUGUAUGCAAGUUCAAUUUCAAAAACAACUGGAAUAAUGUCCUCAGUCAAAACAAGUCUUUGAGUGCCCGACUGUACAGACUAACAGAGGAAGCCUUGAGGAAAGACAGAGUAAGCUUAUCCAGACCUGACCUGCCCAUCACAUCACCACGUGAAUAUAUGAGGUCAAUGAUCAGUGAAACAAUUGGUGUUGAGAUGGACGACCUUAAUGAUGACACUCAUCUUUCUGAUUUAGGCAUUGACUCAAUGUUAGCCAUGACUCUGCAAAAUAAAAUCUUCCAGGACAGAGGUGUGAAUGUCCCUCUAGUGACUCUACUGGAUCCAAACAGUACUCUGUCAAGUCUCAUCAAAAUCCUGCAGGAUAAUUCUGUAGAGGAGCUUCAAAGCAAAGAUGAUAACUUAUCUACAUAUCUAUAAUGAUGAUAUUUUCCCCAAAGCAGUCAACAUUAUUCAAAACGACUAUUCAGGAAUUCAUGACAAUUUGUCAUAAAUUAUAUAAUUAAACAAAGUAUAAAUAGCAAGUACAUUAUCUGUGCAUGUGAAAUCAUUCAGUGUCUUCAUAGAUUUCUAUGUCUAUUUUUAAUGCAUUAAUUUGUGUAUAGUUAAACAUAACAUGUAUCCCAUAUGAGUGACUGAAUACUCAUGUGUCUUUGUUGAUCUGAAGAAAUCAAGUUAACAGUUGUUGGGAUCGCAGAUUACAAUUUUUGAGUUUAAUUAGUAGUAUUGUCAAGAAUGAUUAAAAUAUUGCCUGAUUUAUGAACACAAUAAAGACAUAAUCUCCUUUUUA
Messenger RNA from Triplophysa dalaica, 6708 nucleotides. RefSeq names its product mycocerosic acid synthase-like. NCBI's taxonomy places the organism in Eukaryota, Metazoa, Chordata, Actinopteri, Cypriniformes, Nemacheilidae. The record is from RefSeq and is a predicted model, not a curated record. Gene Ontology annotation, biological process: fatty acid biosynthetic process. The transcript is spliced from 7 exons. The coding region runs from base 36 to 6338 and encodes 2100 amino acids. Gene Ontology annotation, molecular function: fatty acid synthase activity; 3-oxoacyl-[acyl-carrier-protein] synthase activity.